Messenger RNA from Cynocephalus volans (Philippine flying lemur), 1446 nucleotides. RefSeq names its product G protein-coupled receptor 37 like 1 (gene GPR37L1). Gene Ontology annotation, biological process: adenylate cyclase-inhibiting G protein-coupled receptor signaling pathway; positive regulation of MAPK cascade. NCBI's taxonomy places the organism in Eukaryota, Metazoa, Chordata, Mammalia, Dermoptera, Cynocephalidae. Gene Ontology annotation, molecular function: G protein-coupled peptide receptor activity. Gene Ontology annotation, cellular component: signaling receptor complex; plasma membrane. The record is from RefSeq and is a predicted model, not a curated record. The coding region runs from base 1 to 1446 and encodes 481 amino acids. The transcript is spliced from 2 exons.
AUGCGGUGGCUGUGGCCCCUAGCAGUCUCUCUUGCUGCAUUGUUGGCUGCGGGGCUGAGCAGGGUCUCUGGGGGUGCCCUGUUGUCUUCAGGCAGGCACAGAGCCGAGGCCCCAGAGCCGCAGGGCCGAUCCAAGAGAGGCACUGAGGAUGAGGAGGCCAAGGGCAUGCAGCAGUACGUGCCUGAGGAGUGGGCUGAGUACCCCCGGCCUAUCCACCCUGCUGGCCUGCAGCCCACCAAGCCCUUGGUGGCCAGCAGCCCCAACCCAGACAAGGAUAGGGACACCUCAGGCAGCAGGCUGGAGCCAAAGAGCAACCUGACGGGGACACCGGGUCAGAGGCUGCGGAUACAGAACCCCCUGUAUCCAGUGACUGAGAGCUCCUACAGUGCCUAUGCCAUCAUGCUCCUGGCCCUGGUGGUGUUUGCUGUGGGCAUCGUGGGUAACCUGUCAGUCAUGUGCAUCGUGUGGCACAGCUACUACCUGAAGAGCGCCUGGAACUCCAUCCUUGCGAGCCUGGCCCUCUGGGACUUCCUGGUCCUCUUUUUCUGCCUCCCUAUUGUCAUCUUCAAUGAGAUCACCAAGCAGAGGCUUCUGGGUGACAUUUCUUGCCGGGCCGUGCCCUUCAUGGAGGUCUCCUCUCUGGGAGUCACAACCUUCAGCCUGUGUGCCCUGGGCAUCGACCGCUUCCACGUGGCCACCAGCACCCUACCCAAGGUGAGGCCCAUUGAGCGGUGCCAAUCGAUACUGGCCAAGCUGGCUGUCAUCUGGGUGGGCUCCAUGACGCUGGCCAUGCCCGAGCUCCUGCUGUGGCAGCUGGCACAGGAGCCCAUCCCCGCCACAGGCACUGUGGACUCAUGCGUCAUGAAACCCUCGGCCAGCCUUCCCGAGUCCCUCUACUCACUGGUGAUGACCUACCAGAACGCCCGCAUGUGGUGGUACUUUGGUUGCUACUUUUGCCUGCCCAUCCUCUUCACUGUCACCUGCCAGCUGGUGACAUGGCGGGUGCGGGGCCCUCUGGGGAGGAAGCCGGAGUGCCGGGCAGGCAAGCACGAGCAGUGCGAGAGCCAGCUCAACAGCACGGUGGUGGGCCUGACCGCCGUCUAUGCCCUCUGCACCCUCCCCGAGAACGUCUGCAACAUUGUGGUGGCCUACCUCUCCACCGAGCUGACCCGCCAGACCCUGGACCUCCUGGGCCUCAUCAACCAGUUCUCCGCCUUCUUCAAGGGUGCCAUCACCCCCGUGCUCCUCCUGUGCAUCUGCAGGCCGCUGGGCCGGGCCUUCCUGGACUGCUGCUGCUGCUGCUGCUGUGAGGACUGCGGCGGGGCCUCGGAUGCCUCAGCCACCAAUGGCUCAGACAACAAGCUCAAGACCGAGGUGUCCUCGUCCAUCUACUUCCACAAGCCCAGGGAGUCACCCCCGCUCCUGCCCCUGGGCACACCUUGCUGA